AUGGCGGCGGACGUCGAAAUUUUCUCCGGAAAUGAAAAGAGGAACGGCUGUGGCGAUAAACAAGAGCAUGAGCAAUACGAUCUGUGUAGCAGCUUCCAUGGCUUUUCGAAAGAGUAUAGAGGGCCGACGGUUGGAAAGAGGCUGUGGCCUGGGAUAGAUGGGAGAAUUGCUCUGGGAUUUGUUUCUCUGUAUGGUUUAAUUCUGGUUAGAUGGGUUGAGAGAGGUUAUGAGGUUUUAUUUGGGUCAAGGGAAGUGGUUGAGAAACGAGUGGGUUUUGAAGAAGGUACUACUGUUGGUAUGAGGUUCAUCUGUAUUGGCAUUAUGGCUCGAAGAGGGGGUAAAGAAAAUUUCUGA
This is a messenger RNA of Striga asiatica, 354 nucleotides long. Lineage: Eukaryota; Viridiplantae; Streptophyta; Magnoliopsida; Lamiales; Orobanchaceae. The record is from the annotation of a GenBank genome assembly.